AUGACUGACCUGACUUGUCCCUCCAACACUGCGGAUUUGGAUGAAGCGGACUUCGAGUUUUCACAGGAGGGAAACUGGAUAUACCGCAAUGCGAGAAAACCAGCGGUAUACGACGAGGCCUGCUUGCGCGUGCGUCCCACGACACGAGAUAUCAAUAAGAGAUUCCACGCUAUACUGCCAUACUUUGACAAGGAUCAUUCCAACACAGAGUUUUUGCACAAGUUCAGAGCGACAGUGCACGGCAUGUCCGAGGGUGAGGACUUGCUAGACAGAGAGACGGCCUUCUACGCGGCCGUGCUGACUCCAAUAGUGUUCCAGCAGAACUAUAAAGACACAUGGUGUCUUUUAGAUAGGUUUCACCGUGCGCUCCGGUUGUAUCAAAUAUCGCAUACGACUGAAAAGCUUUCAUCGCUGAAAUUGCUUCAAAAUUUCAGAGCGGUUAAUCAAAAGGUUCAAACGUUCGUAUCAGGCCUACCCGGUUAUACGUCUAUGCGACCACGGACUACGGUUUUCCCAGAACUAGAUGAAGCGGAAAUUCACGACAAAAGGGAUAUUCGCUACGUUCCCACAGAAUUGGUAAAGAACCGUAAUAAACGCGGACGAAGAAUGCAGGCAACAGCCUCUAAAUAUAGAUAUAAUUUAAUAUUCUACUCAAAAGUAAGCAAAAAUAAAGCGCUUUCCCAUAACCCAUAUUAG
Messenger RNA from Pararge aegeria (speckled wood butterfly), 696 nucleotides. RefSeq lists its product as uncharacterized. The coding region runs from base 1 to 696 and encodes 231 amino acids. NCBI's taxonomy places the organism in Eukaryota, Metazoa, Arthropoda, Insecta, Lepidoptera, Nymphalidae. The record is from RefSeq and is a predicted model, not a curated record. The transcript is spliced from 6 exons.